Molecule: messenger RNA, 5578 nt
Organism: Thunnus maccoyii (southern bluefin tuna)
Lineage: Eukaryota; Metazoa; Chordata; Actinopteri; Scombriformes; Scombridae
Product: interferon-induced very large GTPase 1-like
Exons: 6
Coding region: 187-5499 (1770 amino acids)
Molecular function (GO): GTP binding; protein binding
Source: RefSeq, a predicted model, not a curated record
GCAGUGCAUCUACAUCUGCAGUACCACCUCAGCAUACAUCAUGCAGUGAAGUGUGGCGCUUUAUCUACGGGACAAAUAGACGCCUGAACAACUGCUGCAGUACUGUAUAGUUGAAACCAGCUCCUGGAUAGAAGAAUGCAUUUUAGCGUUGGGAAAUCUCCCCUUUAAAGUGAGAAGCAGUGUGAGAUGACUGAAAGUGUAUCCACAAUGGAUAACUCUGAGGAAGAGGAGGAGUUCUAUGAUGCACAAGAUGUCUUCCUUGAGCGUUACUGUGAGGAAGGAGACUCUCCUGCAACACCCCAGUCUGACUAUGUUCCUCCACCAGAAGUAACAGUUCUCCAUGCUGGCACUGAGACUGUUUCUCUUGGCUUGACACCCACUGAUUCAUCUGUUAGGUAUAAACUACAUAUAGUUUACUCCUGUGACACACAUGGAGGAAGUGUGAUUGUGGAAGAAUCCAGCACUGUAAAUGUUGAUGGACUGCAUCCUGGGACUGAGUAUACUUUCAGAAUCACAAGGAGAGCAGAAAAUGGAAAUCAAAGUGAAACAGCUUCUGUAUCUGUCCUCACAGAGCCCAGCCCUCCUGUGCAGAUAACAGUCUAUCAGGUCAACAGUGAGUCACUUUCUCUGAGUUGGGACACUCCUGCUGGUGAAGUGGAGAGCUACAUUGUGACUUGUUGCAGUGAAGAAGAGAGCUGUGUGCAAGAACUGACGACGAACACAAACAGUCUGACUUUCAGCAGCCUGAAUCCAGGGGUGUGUUACUCCCUCCAAGUUUCUGCACAGCUGAAGAAUGGAAGAAGAAGCAAGCCAACUGUAACAUCUUCCCGCACUAAGACACACCUGGAGAGCUUAUUGAAGGAUCUGGACUUGGAGCAGCACUACAGUGAGAAGUUAUCCCUGAGCACAAUACUUCAGAUUGAUGAAAAGACCAUGAGUGAAGAACUUGUUAAGUGUUAUACUGACCUUCCAUGGUAUUUUCUGAAGAAACUGAUGAUGGUUAAUGUGACAGCUAGAAAUGUAAAAUAUACAUCAGCAUAUGAUUCAACCUGUGAUGCUAUGUCAGGGAAUACAGAGUUUGAUCUUGACAAUCUGGUCAACAGUCCAUAUUCAGGUGACAUUGUAAACCCCCUCGACAUAAUCAAUGCUCUCUUUCUGUGUUCUGAUGGUUUUGUACAGCAGGAAAUUGCACUCAAAAUGUCUAUGUGUCAGUUUUCUGUGCCUCUGCUGCUUCCUAAUUGUGACACAAAACAGUGCACACUCAUGCUGUGGGCAAUGAGAGACAUUGUUAAAAAGUACAGACCUCAGUCCCUUUCUGAAUCCAAGGGCUUCAUUGAAGACAGAGUUGUUCUCUCGAAUCUUCCAAUGAUAUCUUUUGUGAGACUGGGUGAAUGCUCCUUGUCUAAGUCAGAGAUUCUCAAUAAGCUUUUGAGCAAUUCUCAGCAGUACCAUGACACCUUUGUUCACCACAAUAUGGAGUGUGGCGACAGUCCAAGAAGAAUAUCCAAUGGAUUGGUUGAAAUUACUUGGUACCUCCCUUGUGGAAACAAAAACAUGGAUCUUUUCAGUGAGCCAGUCACUGUAGCUAAUCUCCGUGGGGACAUUGCUUCAUUUGAAACACAAUACUCCUUUUUGUGUCAAACAUCUGCUGCAGUUUUUGUAUUCUUUGACGAUUUGGAUUCUGAGUGCAGGCUACUGACCAACCAACACCACAAGGCACAGAUCUUCUUGGUGGGCAACCAUCAAAGCAAGCGGUUCAGACUAGAUGCUCUGAAAAAUGUAGCAACCAAGUUGGGAUUGACUAAAAAUGUCAUAUUGAAGACUAAACAGAUGAACGAUGCAGAUUUUAUCAAAAAUAUGCGGAAAAUAGUCAGGGAUGUAGUUGAGAAAUCAGAGAUAAAGAUUCCAAUAGAGCAGAUGGCUGACAUUGCCCAUGAACUGGGAAUCUUGGUUGAUGAAGAAUCUCCAGAGUGCCAGACUGCCAAGAAAAAUGCAGAUGCCAUCACUGCAGAAAUUCAAGAUACCCUUGAAUACAAAGAAGUUCAACUUCCCUUGCAAGGUCACACAUGGAAGGAACUGACUCGCUUAGAGAAAGAAGAAUUUCGGCUUCGAAAAGUUGGAUCUGAAAACAUAGAAAAGUACAAAAGUGAUCUUCAGGUAGAGAAAAGAAAACUUCGGAAAAAACAGAACUCUUAUGACAUGUCAAACGCUAUGACAUGCUUCAUUGAUGCAAUAUCAAGCCCAAGGAUAGAGAGGUCCUAUUUCCUGAAAUGGAUGCGAAUUAACCUUGAUAACCUGUCUCGAGAAAAACUGUCUGAUCUCAGGGAGCAGUACAAAAAGAAAUGCCAAAAUUCUGAAAACAAAGAGGAGAUUAAAGACAUUGACAGAAAACUUUCCAACAGCUCACUGGGGACUGAACACUUCUUCCGUGAGAUGGGUCAAAUCUAUGAAGCUUCAGUUUCUCUUCCAGAAACAGACCCAUCACGUCAACAAUUACAGCAUCUUCCAAAACUCUGUGCAGGAUUGUUACUUGAUGGCUUUCCUCUUGAGCUUGUUGAUGGAGAUGCAUCCAACAUACCUCUCAGAUGGGUGAGUGAUGUUCUCUCUCAGCUCAAUGCCUUGGUGUCUCCUAAGAGCAAGAUAUUGGUGGUCACAGUUCUUGGAGUUCAGAGCACAGGAAAGUCCACUCUUCUUAACACAAUGUUUGGAGUACAGUUUGCAGUCAGCAGUGGUCGAUGCACUCGAGGUGCCUUUAUGUUGCUCAUCAGAGUAAAUGAAGAUGUCAAAAAAGUACUCAACUGUGACUUCAUGGUGAUCAUUGACACCGAGGGCUUAAAGUCACCAGAGCUUGCACAACUGGAUAAUAGCCAUGAGCAUGACAAUGAGCUCGCAACCCUCGUUGUGGGGCUGAGUGAUAUCACCAUUGUCAAUAUUGCAAUGGAGAACUCAACAGAAAUGAAGGAUAUCCUACAAAUAGUUGUGCAUGCUUUUCUCAGGAUGAAAGAGGUAGGCAAAAAGCCCAAAUGUCAGUUUGUUCACCAGAAUGUGUCAGAUGUUUCAGCCCAUGAGAAGAACUUACGAGACAGGAAACUGCUCUUGCAACAGUUAAAUGAGAUGACCCAGGCAGCAGCCAAAAUGGAAAAGAAAGAGGAGAACAAGAGCUUCACUGAUGUGAUGGAGUACAGUCCAGACACUGGGAACUGGUACAUUCCUGGACUCUGGAAUGGAAACCCACCAAUGGCACCAGUCAAUGCAGGGUACAGUGAAGCUGUAUAUGAGCUCAAGAAGAACAUCAUCCAAAUGUUGGGAAAUUGUAACUCAUCUGCUAACAAAAUCUCUGAGUUUACAGAGUGGAUGUCAAGCCUGUGGACUGCAGUAAAGCAUGAAAACUUUAUCUUCAGCUUCAGAAACAGCCUAGUGGCUGAUGCCUACAUGAGGCUUUGCACAAAAUUCAACAAAUGGGAAUGGGAAUUCAAAAAAGGCAUGUACACCUGGGUCACAGAUGCUGAAACAAAAAUUUCCAAUUUUGGUAAAUUUGCUUCGAAAUCUGGGAAACAUGACAUGAGAGAACUUCUCACAAGUUUGAAAAAUGAAGCUUGCACAGUGCUGUCUAAAUGGGAGACAGAGCUUCUUGAGAAUCUGACACAGUACUUCAAGCAAACAGAGGGUCAUGUCUACCUGGUUGAAGGAUACAAAGAGGAAUUCUCAAACAGUGCAAAAAGCCUUCGAGGAGAAAUGGAAAGGUCUGUGGUUAAUCAGCUCGAAGCAGCAGCUGACAUCAGACAGGGAAUGGUAAAGCUGGAUAGUAUCAAGGAGAAUCACACAAAACAAUUAGAGAAGAGAGUGUGUGCAUUAAUUGAAGAAUGUCAGAAGAAAAAAGUCAAGAUGACAGACAAAGAGCUAGACAAAGAAUUUGAUAAGAUGUGGACUAAAAUGGUUGAGGAACUAUCCUUUUCUAAACAAAAGGCUUCAGAUGUCUGCACUAGUGUGUCUCACUACCUGAGAACAAAUCUCUCACAUAAGGGGAGUCGUGCAUGUCAAUUAUUAAGCCAAAAAAGUCUGCAAGAUUGUGGACUUGAGGCUUUUAAAUAUACAGCUGAAGGAUUCUUUAACCGAUGUAAAGAGUUAUUCAACAUUCAAGGUCACACAAUCGCUGCACAAAAAAUGGCUGACAGCAUCAUAGCUGCUUGCACACAGUUUGUAAGUGAAAAAAUGAAAAGAAAAGCUAAUUACCAUAACACUUACACCCAGGAGAUCCUACACAUGAUUGAUGAGAGGCUGCAAACCAACAAAGAUCUGAAGACAGACAUUGACUUUGAAGUUUCUUUAAAACAGCACAUCUGUGGAAUUGCAACCAGGGAGUUUCAGAAAAUGCAUGAGGAUUUCUUACAUGUGAAUGAUCCCUACAGAUGUUUGACUCAAAACAAAGAAAAGUUUCGUGCAGAUUUCAAAGAUGUGUUCAAUAAACGAGACCAGUGCCAGAAGAAGGCAGAAGAAUUCACCGACCGAUGCUUGAAGCCUGCAGUCAAAGACUUUGUCAACCGCUCCUUGGGUCCUGACAUCAUUGAUGAAAUGCAGACAUGCAAACAGUUCAGCACCCGGAUGUUCUUCCAGUAUGCAGUUUUACUGGAUUUGCUCUCCAAGGAUGACUUUGAAAAGUAUCUGAGCUACAUUUGCUCAUAUGAGGAUUAUGUAAAGAAAUGGAUACUCAACCAAAUAAUGGAACAUUUCUCCAACCCGUCUACUGUGUUUGAGUUUGAAAAUCGACAUCUUCAGUCAAGUAUCAGUAGCAUAAACAAUGCCAUGAAAAAGGCCAAAACAGGAGAGAGUGGCAACUUGAAGACAUUUGUUGAAGAUAUCUGCACGAAACUUGAUAAAUUGGUCAUUUCCCAGGAUGCUCUUGGUGCAUUCAUGAUCCUGAAUAAUGCUGACCAGGAACAGUUUGCUCACUGGCUCACGGAGUGCGUGAAGGACAUGGCUCAAGCUCUUAGAGAGGAGUUUAAAAAAUCAAACAUCGAAAUGAAACUAAUAAAUCUCCACGUGAAGCCUCAGAAUGAGCUUUUCGCCAAGUUGAUUGGAUGUGGUAAACAGUGUCCAUUCUGCAAAGCGCCUUGUGAGGCAGGAGGAAAAGCACAUACUGAGCACUUUGCUUCACUACAUCGGCCGGAGGGUCUUGGUAAAUACAGGUGGAAAGCCACAAAAAAACUUGCCAUUGACAUAUGCUCUUCUGCUGUGAUCAGUGAUGUGAAUUUUUGCUGCAAUGCUACUAAGGGUGAAUGGCACCCUUACAAGCGUUACAAAGAAAUUUUCCCAGACUGGAAAAUUGCUCCAGAUGUAAGCCUUGAGGCUUCAGACUACUGGAAAUAUGUAAUGGCAAAGUUCAACGAUGAGUUUGCUAAAGAAUACAAUGCAAAUCCUGCUGAUAUUCCUUCAGCUUGGAAGGAUAUCAAACCUGAGCAAGCAGAAGCAAGCCUGAGUGAGUCAUUUAACAACAAAUAGGAGACUACUAACAUUUCCUCCUCAUGUGAUUUGAUGUUACAGAGGUAGAAGUUUCUUUAAAACAGCACAUCUGUGGAUU